UAAUUCAGUGUUUACUGGUGCGGAAGAGAAUCCGUGUGACACGUUUGAAUCAAUCGUUGCUGUACGAUUGAUCGGCUCAGGCCGUGCGAGGUCGCACGUCGCCUUCACAGCGGGACCACUGAGGCUAAUUUGCAAGCAUCCACCGCGACGCGAGAUCCAAGUGAGCAAACGCUCGCUCUUCCUCGCCGUCUGACAAGAGGAGGAGGGUCGAGGGCGGAGAGAAAGCGAGGGAGGGAGGAGAAUCCACUCGGAAGGAGGCAAAGAAGCGAAAACGCGCAGGAGGAUGCUCAUCCAAACCAGACCAUCAUCUCGGAGUAACACUAAAAAUAUACACUGUUCUCUUUGAAGGGCAACAUUCCUACUUCUCUCUGGUAUUUUUUCUUUAUUUUUUGGCGGGGGGGCAGGGGGGAUUCCAGUUUUGAAGACCAUGAGUGAGGCCAAGAAGAGCGAGCUGGCCAUCCGGGAUGAAGCCAUCCUGCACCAGCAGCGCCGUCUCAAGCAGGCCACUCAGUUCACGCACAAGGACUCGGCUGACCUGCUGCCCCUGGACGGUCUCAAGAGACUGGGCACGUCCAAAGACCUGCAACCCCACAGCAUCGUGCAGCGCCGCUUCCUGGAGGGCAACAUCACGCGGCUGCGGGGCGAGGCCCGAGACCCCGCCGCCCACGUCCGCUCCCCGCUGGCCGGCACUGCCGGCGAGGACGAGGAGGACGAGCCGGCGGACGGCGAGGACGAGAGCGCCGACGACUCCUCGGCCGAGGAGAGCGAGAAGAGUCUCCAGUCGGACGACGACGAUAGCGGCGACGCGGCGGCGGCCUCGGAGACGACACGCCUCACGACUCUGCUCGUUCACUGCAAGUGCUGUGAGAGUGACGUGAAGGUUUCUUUAAACACCAGCAGUGCGCACAACCGCAUCUCGCCCUCCUGCUGCCAAAGGCUCGGCCUCUCGGCAACCGGCCGGGACGGAAGCGGCUCGGUGAGCGGUCUCAAGCUUCAGCUGGGCUCCAGGACGAUCCAGUGCUCUGCUUUGGUCCAAGAGGACGAGUUGAGCGAGAUGAGCCUCGGCCUGCACACUCUGCUCCGACUCAGAUGCUGUCUGGACUUGAACCGCCGGGUCUUGAAGCUAGGGGGCGUCGUCGAGGAGCUUCCCUUCUUGAGUGACGACAAACUCGGCAGCGCAAAGAAGGUGUGAGCGCCCCCUGCGGUUGUGCUCGCGUCAUCGUCGUCGUCGCGGCGGAAUGGGACCGCCCGGGCUGUCGGACCUCGAGUGUUGCACGUCGCCGGACGAGCAUUAGCCGCUGAAAAAUUACCCUCGUUGGAUGAGCCCGUGUGUGUUAAAUGGAGCUUUAUUUUUUUUAAUUGACUGAAUUGAGGCCGUUGAGCAAAAAAAUGGAAAUUUUGUGAUUGGGCUUCAAUCAAUUAAUCAAUUUUUAAUUACAAAAGGUACACAAAUCACUUGUUAAAGCGAUAAAUUCAUGUUUUCUGAUUGACUUUUUUCCUCGCCUGAAUGUUUGAUGCAAAGCGAAAUAUGAAUGAGCAAUUGUUAGCUUAGCAUUAGACCAAAAAACACACUGCCAAUGAGUCUACGUUUUUGACAAAGGCGAGCUAACUAGCAGUGGGCUAUGCCAAGCUAACGACCGCCACGACGCAUUCAGGCAGGAAGCGGCUGCGCUCGCGAAAAGUCAGAUCAAGUGUUUUGUCCUCCCGCUACCUCCUUGUCACACAAAGACAAAAUCAUUUUAAAAAGCAAUUAGCGGUUUGUUAGCAUCGACAUGCUAACGGGUGUCCACGUGAGCUCCUUUAGCCAGUCGCACACUUACCAACCGCGUCCUUUCAUAUUUCUCAAACCGAUUCAAAUUAUUCAACACAUUCAGGAAUCCUAGGAACAAUUUUUCACAUUCCCAAAUGUUCAUUUCCUUCACAAAUUCAAAAUUCCCUGAUAAAAUUCCCAAAUCAACGGAGAUGUUUGCCAAAUUUACAGUCUUUCUUAAAAUUUCAACCAAUUCAAACCAUUCCACAAUCAAAAAGAUGAGUUCAUUCAAGGUUACUAUUGGAUUAUCUGCAAAAAUUGCAUCUAGAUUAGUUGCACUUGUUAUGAUUAUUGUCCAGUCCCAUGGAGAAGUGAUCCUUUUUGUUGCUGUUCAAGAUCAUGCAACGUCACGCUCGGUGUGCGACUGGAUUUUCCAUUUCCUCCCAGUAAAAAUAGUCCGUCGGACGUUUAUAUCCGAGUCACACUCGGGAAUACGAAAACAUUCCACGUGCGUGACGUUGUGGCGUUCCGCAUGCAUGUUUGUGUACUCGUCUGAUGGCGUGAACCCCGGAAGUGCGUGUGUAGCGUGUAAGUGUGUGUGUAUGUGUGUUUUUCCGGCUCACACAGGAUGGAAAAAAAAAAAAAAAAAAAAAAAAAAGCCGAGCUGCCAAACAAGCUGCCUUCCCACGCCGCCUUUGUCACAUCUACAAAAGCUUUGCAUCUUUUUGUGAUCAUUUUGCGCAUUUUAGCACCUUUGAGACCUCGACGCUUUUCUUAGCCAACUUUGGACAAAGAGCGCCGCCUGACUUUUUCAUUUAGUUUUUAAGAAAAGCAAAAAAUAGCAUGGUAGGUUCUUGAAAACCACAGAUGUAUAGUUAAGCAAAUACAUUAUUUCAAUAAGCUAAAGAACGGCCAAAACGAUGACAAGUCAGUCAGUCGGUUAAAUUGACAAGUAUGAUGAUUUUCCUGACAUUAAAAAAAAAAAAAAAAUCCUCGCUCUAAAUCAAUUUGAAUAUCGCGGUAGACUGAAUGUAUUUCAGUUCGAAAAGAAACAUUCAAAUAGAAUAUCGUCACCGAAAUGCGUUUACCAGAUAAGCUAACAGCUAGCCUAGCUUCUUCACUUCUUCUUUGUAUUUUGCUCCGUGGCACCUUGCUGCCUCUCGCAGGUCAGUGCAGGAACUACGCCACACUUCUGGUCUCGCGCCGAGCGAGAUGUCGUAAAAAGACCCGCUUACAUUGAUGACCACUUGCUUUACACGCAAAUGUAAAUUGUUAAACAUCUGUGGUUGGCAGAUAAUUGGCGCAAAUGCUAAUUUCCUUUUCGUUUUACUUUUCGCCUUUCACGCUCCGUCUACCAGUGACGUUAUGAGAGAAUUUUAUUUUUCGUGUUUCUUCUUGCUCUUCUUCUGUAUAACAGUAUUUUCUCUGGCAGACAAAUAAAAGAUAUGUAUUCUGGCUA
This is a messenger RNA of Phycodurus eques (leafy seadragon), 3209 nucleotides long. RefSeq names its product nuclear receptor interacting protein 2 (gene nrip2). The transcript has 6 exons. The coding region runs from base 428 to 1192 and encodes 254 amino acids. The record is from RefSeq and is a predicted model, not a curated record. Lineage: Eukaryota; Metazoa; Chordata; Actinopteri; Syngnathiformes; Syngnathidae.